This is a messenger RNA of Trichomonas vaginalis G3, 972 nucleotides long. Its product is annotated as 6-phosphofructokinase protein. Gene Ontology annotation, cellular component: 6-phosphofructokinase complex. Gene Ontology annotation, biological process: fructose 1,6-bisphosphate metabolic process; fructose 6-phosphate metabolic process; canonical glycolysis. Lineage: Eukaryota; Parabasalia; Trichomonadida; Trichomonadidae. Gene Ontology annotation, molecular function: identical protein binding; monosaccharide binding; ATP binding. The transcript has a single exon. Bases 1 to 972 code for a protein of 323 amino acids. The record is from RefSeq and is a predicted model, not a curated record.
AUGAAGAGGAUUGCAGUUCUCUCUAGUGGCCGUGAUGUUAGCGGAGCCAAUGCAGCUAUCAGAUCCAUCGUCCGUAUGGGUGGAAAGUAUGGCAUGCAUGUUUUCGGCAUUACUGGUGGCUUCCGUGGCUUAUACGAAGAUUAUAUUGCAGCACUUACAAGCAGAGAUGUUUCAGGCAAAAUCGGUAAGGCUUCAUCAUUUAUCGGAACCUCCCACGCCUUCGAAUAUCUCGAAGACAGCAAGAUUCAAAGAUGCCUCGCAAAUCUUAACAAGAGAAGUAUCGAAGGUUUAAUUGUCGUCGGUGGUGGCGGCUCCUUCGCUCACUCUCGCGUACUCGCUGAUAAGGGUGUUCCAAUCAUUGGCAUUCCAGCAUCAAUCCAAGAUGAUGUCGUUGGCACAGAUAUCUGCCUCGGUGUUGAUACAGCAGUUAACAACAUCAUGGAUUGCAUCGAUCAUAUUCGCAGCUGCGACUCAUCAAGAAAUCGUUCAUUCCUUGUUCAAGUUGAGGGCCGUCACUCCGGCAACCUCGCUGCCAGAUCAGCUCUUGUCACAGGUGCUGAAAUCUGCCUUAUCCCAGAACACAACGGACGCCCACUCGAGGAAAUUUAUCAGAAGGUUCAAAAGUCUCUCGAUACAGGCAAGACACAAUGCAUUACAAUCGUUUCAUCAGGCUGGAAGCCAGGCAUGAAGGCCCUUGCUAACUACAUCGAAGAUAAGGAUAAGGAGAACGAUCUUAUCAUCCGUCAGACAAUUCUUGGUUACAUCCAGCGUGGUGGCUCUCCAAGUGGCUUCGAUCGCCUUCUCGGUACUCGUAUGGGUGCUGCAGCUGUUGAAGCUCUUAAUGCUGGAAACAAGAACCACUUCAUCAGUCUUCAGAACUCCAAGCUUGAAGUCAUCCCAAUCGAGGACACAGUUGGCAAAUACCGCCCAGUUGACCCAGCUUUGUUCGAGAUGAUCAAGUCUACAUUCUAA